Molecule: messenger RNA, 1702 nt
Organism: Notolabrus celidotus (New Zealand spotty)
Lineage: Eukaryota; Metazoa; Chordata; Actinopteri; Labriformes; Labridae
Gene: tomt
Product: transmembrane O-methyltransferase
Exons: 4
Coding region: 3-782 (259 amino acids)
Biological process (GO): developmental process; catecholamine catabolic process; dopamine metabolic process
Molecular function (GO): catechol O-methyltransferase activity
Source: RefSeq, a predicted model, not a curated record
GGAUGGCGUCUCCUGCUAUCGCUCUGGCCUUUCUUCCCCUCCUGCUGACACUGCUCAUCAGGUACCGGUACUACUUUGUGCUGUUCUACCGGGCGGUCCUGGUAAGGAUAUGGAAAGACUGUGUUACAGGUCUGAGCAGAGAGGAGCGAGUCUUCCAGUAUGUCCUCACUCAUGCCAUCCCCGGAGACCCAGACAGCAUCCUGGAUGCAUUCGAUGCCUGGUGCAGUAAGGUGGAAUACAUCAGCAACAUUGGGCCUAAAAAGGGAAAGAUCCUGGAUCGGCUUCUGAUGGAGCAGAGCCCUCUGACAGUGCUUGAGCUAGGUGCCCACUGUGGGUACAGCACUGUACGGAUCGCCAGGGCUCUGCCCCUAGGUGCCAGGCUCUACAGUAUUGAGAUGGAUCAGAGGAAUGCUGCCAUUGCGGAGAAGGUCAUCCGCCUGGCAGGUUUCGAUGAUGACAUGGUGGAGCUCAUCAUGAAUCCAUCCGACGAGGUCAUCCCACGUCUGCGGUCUGAUUACGGGUUGGAAAAGCUGGACUUUGUCUUCAUGGACCACUGGAAGAAAUGCUACGCCCCAGAUUUGCAGAUGCUGGAAGGAUCUGGCCUCCUGGGAAAAGGGACCAUGAUUGUGGCGGACAAUGUGCUGUUUCCUGGGGCUCCAAAGUUCUUGAGACACAUUCGUAAGAGUGGCCUGUAUGAGUGGAAGGUUCACCGGGCCACACUGGAGUACAGCACAGGCAUCAGGGAUGGGAUGGCUGAGCUGGUGUAUCAGGGCAUUAAGUAGAUGAUGCAGACUGGGAUCUGCAAGUCUUACACAGUUUAAGGUUUAAGAAGUAGCAAGGAAAGGGAGGAAUUGAUAUUAGUCAAACUAUUUGCAAAGAAAAUUAUGAUGAUAGUUCCCUGAAUGAACUGAUAGCUGAAAUGAAUCAUAGCUCAACUCAAGAAACUGUUUGAUCAUCUUUUAGGAUCUUGUACUGCCAGCGCCCUCUGCUGUACAAAUAGAGAAAGGAGAGGAGAGAGGACAUAAACAGUUGAACAACCCUAAAUUAAACUUUGCUGGCCUCUAUAUAAAAAUAUCUAUCUUCUAGCAUUGCUGGGGAUCUUUUUUCCUUCUAAUAAUCCCUGACAUGAUCUUAUUUAAUUGGAGAAAUAGUAUCAGAAGGGGUUCUUAAAUCGUUUUAAAGCAUCACGACAUGUGUAAAAAGUUGAAGAUAAAAGUGAACUUAUUAAAUUGAGCUGAUUAAGCCAAAUUAUUUAAUUUUUCUGAUAUUUAAUAGGCGUUGUUAAUGUUCAGCUUUUAUAUGAAACUGUUGUACAUACUCUAUUAAACAUGACUCCAAUGUGUUUGAGUUAAAAACAUUAGCCAUCCUAAACCCAACACACACGCUUUCCUACAAUUUUGCAUUUUCUUAUAAAUGACAAACUCAGGAGAAGAAAAUAGUAACAUAAGGUUUCAUCAAAAGUAUUUAAUUGUUCAAUUCAAUAUAAAUUAUUCAAGCUCUGGUUAGUAAACCGUUAACUUAAACAUGAGAAGAGAAGAUGGAUAUAGUGCUGUAUUCACAUUUCAAUGUACAUUGUUCAGUAGAAAUGGCUGCUUUUACUUUCACUUACAUUGUUAAAAAAUAUUAAAAAUAUUACUUGAACAUAAUAACAUUUUGCAAAGUUUAAAAAUGAUGUUUGUAACAAAAGACUUGCAGGAUUAAA